AUGUAUAAAAUCAUAUUCUUAGCUGUUCUGUGUUCAAUAAGUGUAGCUUUAUUUGAGAAUUCUUAUCUCAUAAAAAAUGCCAAUAAAUUACAAGAUUUUAGAGAUAUUUUAGAAUCAGAAUUUGUUUCACUUGUAUAUUUUUAUUCAGAUUAAUGUGAAAAUUGCCAAAGAGCUGCUGGAUUAAUAGAAAAAGUUGCUGAAGAUUAAGAAGGGAUAAUAAAUGUAUAUGGAACAAAUUGUGAUGAAAUAAAUAAAGAUCCUAAAUCAAAGUAUUUAUAUGAAAUAUAAAUUUAGUGAAUAAAUACCAUAUUGUAGUUCUGAUGUGAUAUAACAUUUACCAUAAAUUACAUUCUUUGAACCUCCUCGUUAAUCAAUCAAUCCAUAUACAAAUGAAAAAAUGAUUGCUACAGAACAUAGAUUUUAAGGAGAAGCAUCUCCUCAAAGUUUGGGAUAAUAUGGAUAUAAAUUCAUUCCAAAUCAUGUCAUUAGAAUAAAUACAUUAGAAGAACUCAAAAAAUUUGAAACAUCUGAUUCAAAAUUGAAUAAAGUGAUUCUUUUUACAAAAAGGAAAGAAACCUCUCCUUUACUUAAAGCCAUGAAUAUACAUUAUUUGGAAAGAGUUAAAUUUGGUGAGAUUGUUGCAAGUCCUGAAACAUAAUCUCUAUUAGAUGAAUUUGAUAUCAAAGAUUUACCAUAAUUAGUAGGAUUAGAGAAUAAUGGAGAUAAUACUUAUAAUAGAGAAAUAUUUGAUGGAGAUUUAUUAUUUAAACCAAUAAAGAAAUUUGUUAGAGGAUUGGCUAGUAAAGAUAGAAUUCCAUAUGAAUAAGUUAAUGAAUAAUCAUCAAAGAAAUAGGAAGAGAGAAAAAAUAGAAGAUAAAAAUAAGAUGAUUAAGAAAAAAAUAAUGAAAAAUAAAAUGUGAUUACAGCUAUAAAAUUAGAUCAAAAUAUUUUAAAUAAACAAUUAUUAAGAAAUGAUAAACCAGCAUUUGUACAUGUUUAUAAAGAGACACCUCAUAAAGCAUGGGAGGAUACAAUAAAAAAAUAUAAAACUUUAUUUGAUUAUUAUGAAUUAUAAGUUAAUACAUAAGAAGAUGAAGAAUUAAUUAAAGAGUUACAAAUUAAAAGUUAUCCAAGUAUUAGAUUUUAUUAGGUUGGAAAUACUGCAAAAAAAAGAGCAUCUAAAAUUUCAUUUACAAAAGAAUAUUCAUUAGAUGAAAUAAAUAAAGAUAUUUAAGAAUUAAUUGAUGAUAAAACUAUUAAUAUUAAUGAAUAAUCAUUGUAAAUGUAAUUGAGUUAAUAUAUAACUGAUAAUAAUAUAGUUGUACUUUAUUUUUAUUAAACUCCAUAAGUUGGAUUAACUUAUAGAGUUUUGAGUUAAUUGUAAGAAUAUCAUGGUAAGUAUAAAUUUUUAUCAUUUAAAAAUGCUUCUUAAAAGGUUAUUGAUCAAUUUUAAAUACCAAAUUAACCAGCAAUUACUAUAAUAUUUAGAGAUGUAAAAGAUAAAAAAGAAUUAGAAGAAGAAUUAAAACCUGAUUAAGUAAAAUAAGCAUUAUUUACAGGAAAACAUGGUUAUGAUGAAAUUAAAUCAUUUUUAGAUUCAGUAUAAUAAUAUUUAAUAUUUAGUUUGAUGAAUCAAAAAAGACAUCUAAUAAAAAAGUUUAAGAAAUAUAAAAUUAAGAAUAAUUAGAAGAAUAUUGUGAAAAAAAAUAAACAUUAUGUUAUAUUGCAUUAUUGAAUGGUGAACAUAAAUAAGUGAAACAUGAUGAUAUUUUAACAAAAUGGGAAUAUUAAUUAGAAGUAUUAGAUAAAAUUAAAAAUACUCAUGGAUCAAAAUAAGCAUCUUUUGUUUUUAUUGAUGCUUCUUGUCAUGAUGAAUUAUUAUUAAAAUUUGAUAUUUCAGAUGAUGCAUUACCUAAUUUUGUUGCUUAUUCUAGUAAUAAAAAGAUGUAAUAAUUAUUAUUAUUUUAGUUAUUCUAAAUUAAUUGGUAGAUUCGACUAUGAUUCUAUUAGUAAAUUUAUUGAUAAAUAAUAUAAGGGAUAAUCUAGUAAUAUAAAUAUAAACUCUAUUUAAAUUAUAGAAAAGAAUUGUGAAGAGAUAUUUUAAAAAAGAAAAGAAGCAAGUUAAUAAUCUGGAUUAUCAGAUUUUGAUGAAGAAAUAUUGAAAGAGAUUUUAGAAGAAGAAAGAUUAAAAAAGAAAGAAUUAGAAAAAGAAUUGAAAAAAGGAAAGAAAAAAAAUAAAAAAUCUAAAGAUGAUUUAUGA
Molecule: messenger RNA, 2260 nt
Organism: Paramecium pentaurelia
Lineage: Eukaryota; Ciliophora; Oligohymenophorea; Peniculida; Parameciidae
Source: the annotation of a GenBank genome assembly